Molecule: messenger RNA, 1536 nt
Organism: Strongylus vulgaris
Lineage: Eukaryota; Metazoa; Nematoda; Chromadorea; Rhabditida; Strongylidae
Source: the annotation of a GenBank genome assembly
AUGUACAUCCGAUAUGGACGUCGAAAGGGUCGAGCUGUCAUAGUUGUACUUCUUGGAAUCACAGCCUUAACCAUCUAUUCCGUAGGAUUCAAGAAUGGGGUUAGCAGCUAUGAGAGAAAUGCCACCAAAGAGGAUGAGUCUCUCGAGGACACAUUCGAGCCGGAGGAGCUCAUAACUGUUGUGGGAGCAGAAGCCUGUAAGCCGAGCCCACAUAACAAUGAUGCAGCUGAGUUUGAUAUGUUUGAUUUAUACCGUGAACAAGUGGCGAAAAAUGGAGUGAACCAUCCGAAAAAUUCGCAUCCACGGCAUCCAUCCAUAGACAAACUGAAGGUGUUCGUAUUACCAUUUACCCAUGUCGAUCCAGGCUGGUUGCAAACAUUUGACUCGUAUUCGAAAGAAACCGACGCCAUCUUGGACAAUAUGCACAAUUUCAUGACCACAAAUCCAAAUAUGACAUUUAUGUGGGCAGAAUUGGCAUUUUUUGAAAGAUGGUGGAUAAAACAAAGUGCAGUCGUUCGCGAAAACGUUCGUAGGUUAGUGCUAAGUGGCCGAUUAGAGUUAGCGUCUGGCUCCUGGGUAAUGACCGAUGAAGCCAAUGUUUACUUUCCUAUUACCGUUGAUAACAUCGUGGAGGGCCAUCAGUUCCUAAAGCAAGAAUUUGGAACUAUUUCACCCUCUGUGGUAUGGUCAAACGAUCCAUUCGGCUAUAGCAACUCUAUCCAGUACAUAUUUACACAGGCAGGUAUAAAACGGGCAGUAAUUAAUCGGGUACAUCACGAUAUCAAGAGAUAUUUGCAAAGUAUGAGAGCUAUACCAUUCAGAUGGCGACAGUACUUUGACACAACUGGAGAGUCGGAUAUGUUGACACAUCUAUUACCGUAUACACAUUACGAUAUUCUGAACUCAUGUGGUCCAAACCCGUCAGUAUGCUGUGAAUUUGACUUUAAAAGGAUUACACACUGGUCAUGCCCUGGCCCUAAGCCUGUUGCUAUAAACCCAUCGAAUGUUGAGACAAAAGCUCGAAAAUUGGUGUCACAACUUCAAGAGAUGGCACAAAUGUACGAAUCGAAUGUACUUUUGAUGGUACAUGGUGAUGAUUUCCGUUACAAUAUGCUUGACGAAUGGCAUCAGCAACACGAUAAUUUUCUUCCAAUUUUUGAGGAAAUUAACAAGAGCGGCCUUGCGGAAAUUCGUUUUGGUACCUUUUCGGACUACUUCAACGAAUUGGAAAAAUGGUACAAAGAUAAUGGAAAACAACCUGUGACACUCUCGGGCGAUUUCUUUCCGUACAAAUGCGCUCUUGGUGAUCUCUGGAGUGGAUACUUCACAACACGGCCGUUUGUCAAAAGACAGGAACGAUCUCUACAUAAUAUUAUUCGUGCUGCUGACUUGAUUUCUGCCCAGGCAAGACAUAAAAUGGACGAAGAUUCGGAGAAGAAUAUCAGUCGUAAACUUCAGGAUGCACGCAGAACUCUUAGUCUUCUUCAACAUCAUGAUGCUAUUACAGUAAGUUGUCUUAAAUGGAGAUAUAACUAG